This is a messenger RNA of Brachypodium distachyon (stiff brome), 2843 nucleotides long. Its product is annotated as CSC1-like protein ERD4. The coding region runs from base 304 to 2493 and encodes 729 amino acids. Lineage: Eukaryota; Viridiplantae; Streptophyta; Magnoliopsida; Poales; Poaceae. Gene Ontology annotation, molecular function: calcium-activated cation channel activity. Gene Ontology annotation, cellular component: plasma membrane. The transcript has 7 exons. The record is from RefSeq and is a predicted model, not a curated record.
GGCAUAAAGCUGGAACCGGCCACCGAGGCUGGGGCAAUCCAGACAUUUCACACUCCUUCCCUUGUCGCAUCCCCUUCCUCUUCUUCUCUCUUCUAUUUCCUUCCUUGGCCCGGCAACUUCCACAAGUGCUCUCAUAAAACUCAACUCCCCUCCAUAGCAAAGCAUCCAAUGCUCGCCUUCCCCUCCCCGCCCCUGCCCUAAUGGCGCCCCGCUAAUCACUCCGGCGACCUCCAAACCCGCCCCAUCCUUCUUCUAACCCCGGCCCUGCUUUAGAGGAGCGGAAGCGACUGCGGAGGGGGCGAGAUGGACAUCGCGUCGUUCGUGACGUCGCUGCUGACGUCGUUCGUCAUCUUCGUGGUGCUGGUGCUGGUGUUCGCGUGGCUGUCGCGGCGGCCCGGGAACGCGCCCGUGUACUACCCGAGCGUGCUGCUGCGGGGGCUCGACCCCUGGGAGGGCCGCGGGAAGGGCACGCGCAGCCCCGUGGGAUGGGUCCGCCAGGCCUUCUCCGCGCCCGAGGCCGACGUCAUCGCCGCCGGCGGGGUCGACGCCGCCGUCUACCUCGUCUUCCUCUCCUCCGUGCUGGCAAUCCUCGUGCUCUCCGGAAUCGUGUUGCUUCCAGUCCUGUUACCUCUUGCCGCCACUGAUCAUGCCCUGGAGGAUCCCUCUGGUUCCAGAAAUGGCUCGACAUCACAGAACUUCACUGUGAUUGAAAGAUUGGCAUUGGGCAAUGUUCAAAAAAAAAGUAUGAGGCUGUGGGCGUUUAUAUUAUCAGUCUACUGGGUCUCUUUUGUCACCUAUUUCGUACUAUGGAAAUCCUACAAGCAUGUUUCAAAUCUGAGAGCUGCUGCAAGAUCAUCAUCAGAUGUUAAACCAGAGGAGUUUGCCGUGUUGGUGAGAGAUAUCCCUGUACCGCCUCCUGAUCAGACUAUAAAGGACUCUGUGGAUUCAUAUUUCCGAGCACUUCAUCCUGACACAUUCUACAAAUCAAUGGUUGUGACAGACAACAAAGAGGCUGAUAAAAUUUUCCAAGAGAUUGAAGGUCACAAACAGAAAAUUGCUCAUGCUGAAGCUGUCUAUGCGGAGUCAAAAAAAGCAAACAAACCUGAGGGCAGCAAGCCUACUCAUAGGACUGGAUUCCUUGGCCUUAUUGGUAAAAAGGUUGACACAAUUGAGUAUUGUAAUGAGAAGAUCAAGGAGUUGCUGCCCAAACUGGAGGACGAACAGAAGAAUACCCUUCAAGAGAAACAGCAACGGGCUGCCAUUAUCUUCUUCAACAGCAGAGCUGCAGCAACCUCUGCAUCUCAGACUCUGCAUGCUCAGUUGUUUGAUAAAUGGACAGUUACUGAAGCUCCUGAACCACGUGAGAUAAUAUGGCCCAAUCUUCCGAGGAAAAUAUAUGACAGGCAAAUCAGACAGUCUGUCGUCUAUUUCAUUGUCUUCCUCACAGUGUUCUUCUAUACUAUUCCUAUUACUGCUAUCUCUGCCGUUACAACGCUAGAAAAACUGAGGGAGAAGCUGCCCUUUCUGAAGGUGGUGGUGGAUCAACCAGCAAUUAAGACAGUCUUACAGGCCUAUCUGCCACAGCUUGCACUUAUUGUUUUCCUCGCUUUGCUGCCUGCUCUUCUUUUGUUUCUCUCAAAGUCAGAGGGGAUCCCUUCACAGAGCCACGUAGUCAGGGCAGCAUCAGGAAAAUAUUUCUACUUCAUUAUCUUCAAUGUCUUCAUUGGCUUUACAAUUAGUUCCUCACUGUUCAGCGCUUUGAAAACUAUUAUCAAUAACCCUCCUGGGAUUAUUAGCAUGCUUGCCAACAGCCUUCCUGGAAGUGCAACUUUCUUCCUCACAUUUGUUGCAUUGAAAUUCUUUGUUGGUUAUGGGCUUGAGCUUUCUCGCUUGGUCCCUCUCAUCAUUUUCCACCUGAAAAAGAAGUACCUUUGCAAGACAGAGGAUGAGGUGAGAGCAGCAUGGGCUCCAGGAGACCUGGGGUAUAACACCAGGGUUCCGAACGAUAUGCUGGUUGUGACAAUUGUGCUGUGCUACUCCGUUAUUGCACCUUUGAUCAUUCCAUUCGGUGUUGCUUACUUUGCUCUGGGAUGGCUUAUAGCAAAAAAUCAGGUUUUAAGAGUUUAUGUUCCUAGUUACGAGAGCAAUGGGCGGAUGUGGCCACACAUGCAUACGAGGGUCAUUGCAGCUCUAAUGAUUUACCAGGCUACCAUGAUUGGUGUCAUCAUUCUUAAAUUGUUCUACUAUUCUACCAUCCUUUUCCCACUCCUCGCAAUAAGCUUAAUCUUCGCCUACACUUGCCAUACACGCUUCUACCCUGCAUUUGCCAAAACACCUCUUGAGGUGGCAUGCCAGGGGCUGAAAGAGACACCGAACAUGGGCGCCAUCUACACCGCAUACAUCCCUCCUUGCCUGAAGCCCGAGAAGCUCGAAGAUGUGGACAUCUUCGAGGAUGCUCAGUCACGCACCACCUCCAGAGCCCCGUCCUUUUAAAGAUUUUGUGAUGAAUUUCCACGCGUGACAAUCGGUCCGUCUUCCAUGUCGAUCCUCCCCCCUGUGAAGCUGUUGUUUCCAGGAUAGGAAACUGAUGUCAUCUGCCUCUGUACAUACCCACGCUGUCGCCAGAUAUUUUAGGUAGUUGGUGUGGAUAUUAUUGGGCUUUUACGUUCGUCUUCACUGUUAGUAUUAAAUUUGGCGUGUGGGUGUGGUUGUGGUGAGUGGACUAUCUGCCUUUUAGCUGUGCAAACCCUGUGUGGUGACUCCUCGAUGUCUUUUAACUCUGUUUAACAUAUAUUUAGCCUGGUGGUGCUAUUAUUUGUUACUGAAAUGUGUACGCUCGAUCA